AUGUUAACAAACUGUCAGAUUAAUAAUUUUCAAAUCACCUCACAGGUGGGCUCAGGGGCAUAUGGCCUGGUGUUCCACGCCAUCGAUAUGAUCACUGAGAAUGAGUACGCUAUCAAGGCCGUGGUCAAAUCGUCUUCUCUGAACGACUUCGGCAAGACCAAGACGGACGACAACAUCAAAAAGAGCACCGUUUUGCAGACACAGCUGUAUCACUAUUUUAAGUCGUUCCAGAAUAAACUGUUUUUGCCCACGAUAGACCUAGACUCUAUUCAAAAUUUAGACAAUGCGCAGCUCGCCAGGGCACCUCACUACAAGGAGAUCGCGCUGCACUUGAAAGUGCAUUCACAUGAGAAUAUUGUUACUAUUCAUCAAGUUUUGGAGUCGCCGUUGGCAACUUUCAUUGUGAUGGAUUACUACCCACGUGACUUGUUCACCUCUAUCGUUGAUCAGAGAUACUUCGAGUCAAAUGGACUGCUGAUAAAGAAGGUGUUCCUUCAGUUGUGUUCAGCUUUGGACCAUUGUCACCACAUGGGCAUUUAUCAUUGCGAUAUUAAACCGGAGAACGUUUUGCUGGAUUUGAAUGAUAACGUCCAUCUUUGCGAUUUCGGUCUUUCUACUACAUGCCAGUAUUUGGCACCAAACGUUUGUAUUGGUUCCUCUUAUUACAUGGCACCAGAGAGAAUUCUUUAUUACAACGACACAACGAAGGAUACCACAGUAACGAGCUUCCCCACUUCGACGGGUGAUAUUUGGUCCCUCGGUAUCAUUUUAAUAAAUUUAACCUGCAUUAGAAAUCCAUGGCUGAAGGCUCAUCAAGUUGAGGAUAAUACAUUUAGUUAUUUUACAAAGGAUUCGAACGUUUUAAAGAAGAUUCUACCGGUUUCGCAAGAAUUAUACGUCUUAUUGUCACGUGUUCUUCAACUUAAUCCAUAUAAUAGAAUUGAUAUUCGCUCGUUGAUGGCUGAGGUGGCCUCCAUGACCAGUUUUACCAAUUGUAGUGGUCCGCUCGAUACUGUGGCACCAUUAUCACAGGAAGUUUAUAACAAUUUCAUUGUUGGUGACAAAGGUUUAUCUCUAAAGGAGAUUUUACACUCAUACCGCGAAGAGGAUACAGAAAGUUGCAAUGAAAACGACUACUUUUCCGGUUCAAAUUACACUGGUGGCCAAACGACGCCAACCGGUCUUUCAACAACUCCGUAUUCUUCGGAUGUAGAUGAUUUAGUAAUGAAAAAGGUGCAACAAGAGUGUACAGCAGAAAGCGACGAUCAAUCCAAGCUUAACAAUUUGAAUCAUGUUUUGCAAACGAAUUUGUCCACCAUAACAAAUUAUUCAAAUAUCGAUUUGAAAAGUGCAUCCUCUUCACAAUGGCUACCAAGCUAUAAAAAGGAUACUUAA
Zygotorulaspora mrakii is the source of this 1395-nucleotide messenger RNA. It is a transcript of the gene SKS1, whose product is annotated as putative serine/threonine protein kinase SKS1. The record is from RefSeq and is a predicted model, not a curated record. Lineage: Eukaryota; Fungi; Ascomycota; Saccharomycetes; Saccharomycetales; Saccharomycetaceae. Gene Ontology annotation, molecular function: ATP binding; protein kinase activity. The coding region runs from base 1 to 1395 and encodes 464 amino acids. The transcript has a single exon. Gene Ontology annotation, biological process: protein phosphorylation.